Molecule: messenger RNA, 240 nt
Organism: Thecamonas trahens ATCC 50062
Lineage: Eukaryota; Apusomonadida; Apusomonadidae
Exons: 2
Coding region: 1-240 (79 amino acids)
Source: RefSeq, a predicted model, not a curated record
AUGUCGUCGUCGAACCAGAUGAAGGUCACCCUUACCAAGGGCAUGGAUGGUGAGUUUAUGGGCAAGGCCGGCACGCCGCUGUCGUUCCUGAUGCAGAAGCUCGGCGUCUCGGGCUCGCUCGAGUUUGAGCGGGUCAUGCCCGACGGCUCCAUGCGCUCGGUCAAGGGCUACACCGGGGCCGAGGACGGCACCACCACCCUGCUCGCUAUCCUCAACGCCGAAGCCGUGGACGAGGCGUAG